Molecule: messenger RNA, 1807 nt
Organism: Arabidopsis thaliana (thale cress)
Lineage: Eukaryota; Viridiplantae; Streptophyta; Magnoliopsida; Brassicales; Brassicaceae
Product: ubiquitin hydrolase
Exons: 3
Coding region: 925-1347 (140 amino acids)
Source: RefSeq, marked reviewed
CAGGAAAAUAGCUAACUGUUUUUUACUAGUAAAUUUCUGAUUACAACUUUUAAAAAAUAUAUAACACUUAUUGUUUACUUUGAAUUUUCAUAUCAAGGUGACCUAGUAGGGAUUGAACUGAAGUAAACUUAUAAACACAUAAUUUUUUGGAAACGUAAGAACUUGAAUUUGUGAUCUAUCCAAUUGUUUUUUUUUCAAUCAAUCCAACUUAGAAGAGACUCUACUCUCCACUAGUUGUAAUUAAAAAAACAAAAACAAUUAAUAAAAUGAAGAAAUAAAACUUUGUAUAUCUCUCAUAAAGUCGACUAUUUAGACUUUUAGAGGUAAGGACAAUAUCUUCUUUGCUUACAUACCCCACUCUUGUUAUAAAAGACAGUAACCUUUCUUGAGAUCACUCUUUCUUAUUUGUGUGUUAGUGCAUUGAGAGAGAGAGAGAGAGAUAGAAAGAGAAAGAAAUCGUCAUGGCUCAUGUAAGUGAAACUUCUCUAAUCCUCUAUCCUUGUUUCUUCCUGUCGUCUUUAACAUAUAGAUCGUCAAAACCUGCCUAAUAAUGUCUUAUCCUCACAUAACACCUUUUUUUUUAUCUCCAUCUCUCUGUUACUUAGAACCCUCCAUUCAUAUAUACACUAGGUGCCAAAUUUGGUCACGUGUUUGGCCCUUCACGUUCUUGACUCUUAGCUAGAUCCUUGUUUCUUGUGGAUUCUUGAAUCUUAAAUCUUGAAUCCCUGAGUUUUGUUGGUUCUUGAUUUUGAUUCUCGAUUCUUUAGUCAUUGAUUAUUCGAUCUUUGUUGGUUUUUGAUUAGAGAUUUAAUUAGCAUAUUUAUGUACUAAUAAUUGAAUAAAUGGGAACAGGGGAGAUAUGAUACUUACAAGAAGAAAAGUGGACAGAUUCCUCGGUUUGGAGAAUGGGAAGAAGCAAAUGAGAUGCCAAUAACACAAUACUUUGAGAAUCCAAGACAAGCUGGUCUGAUUCGUCACCAAUACACAACAACUUCUUCUGCUUCUUCCACUACCACUUCAUCUUCAUCUUCUUCUUCUUCUUCUGCAGAAGCCUUAAAGCUUGCUUCUCACCAUCCCCGUCCACGUCACCUCCACGCUCAAAGACAGACGGCGGGGACGAAGGAGAAAAGAGGACCACAAAGGCGUGUGCGUGACGUCAGUGCACAGUCGGACAAGUAUUACAUUGACGUCAACGGUGUUAAGCAGUUCAAAAACGACGUUGCUCUGACUUGUAAGCCACCUAAGCCCGUUGAUGAAGAUCUCUACAAGAUUCCUCCUGAGUUUAUCCAUUCUUCAACAAGGAAGAGAAGGCCUAGCUUUUUAGCUUGUUUGGUUCCAUGCGCAUGAAUCGAAAAGGAAGAGCGAAGAAGAAGAAGAAAAAGUAGGAUCAUGAAUGAAUAAUGUAAUUUGUUUUUUGUUUUUGUAAUUUCAUCCUAAUAUACAGAUAUGAUAUAUACGUGGUUUGACAGAAAAAGAGAGCAUACGAGUGGUUUUUGAAAAAGAGUAACAAAGUAAUAUCGUAGUAAACUAGAGUAAUAUAUCCUUUUGUCUUGUUACAUAUCUACUUUAUAAGAUUUUCUCUCAUUUUUUUUUCACGUACGUUCUCAACAUUUUUUUUUGUGUUUUGUAAGAGAGUUUUAAAGAAGGCUUGUACAUCUUUAAUUUCAUAAUCACAGAUUUAGUAAAAGAAAACACUUACAAAGACUAACUAUCCCAAUUUUAUUCUUCUCUUUUAUGACUUACUAGUUCAUCAAUUUACUAAAGUCACAAAUAGAUGUGUAGUAUAGCUUGAGUAUAAUUAUGAUUU